Messenger RNA from Anopheles bellator, 7300 nucleotides. It is a transcript of the gene NaPi-III, whose product is annotated as sodium-dependent phosphate transporter 2. NCBI's taxonomy places the organism in Eukaryota, Metazoa, Arthropoda, Insecta, Diptera, Culicidae. The record is from RefSeq and is a predicted model, not a curated record. Gene Ontology annotation, molecular function: phosphate transmembrane transporter activity. Gene Ontology annotation, cellular component: membrane. The coding region runs from base 1375 to 3450 and encodes 691 amino acids. Gene Ontology annotation, biological process: phosphate ion transmembrane transport. The transcript is spliced from 6 exons.
CACACGUCGCGUUGCAUAGUCCUUGGCGCGUAAGCACCAUCGACUACCAGCCGCCCCACAACCGCUUUCCGAAACGAUGGCUGUUUUCACGAAGCUCUGCUUACCAGACAUUGUCAAAUUAAAACGCUAGUUAGUAAACGCUGUCGUGUCCAUCUUCGCGUUUGUCGGUGGUCAUUGAAUAGAAUUUACUAAUUUUAACGUUUUUAAGGUACAAUAUCUUCGUUCUUUGUUUUUGGUUUUUUCCCACCUACACCUCUUUUCCGUUUUCACUCGGCCUCGGUCACCCUAGUCCGAAGCGUUCUACCCAAUUGUUGCACAAUCUGUUGGUUUCUGCUCACUAAAUCAUUCAAAUCCUUCGUCUGUUUCUGUUAAAACCCUAAAAAAAAACACCAUCUGGUUCAUUGUGAUACUGUGUACUUGCCUAGGAAUCGGUUUGUUUGAGCUUUUUUACUCGGUUUUCUGUUUUUGGAAAAACUUACAAAACUUAAAUUGCCCGACCGAACACUGUUUUGUUUGACAAACCAACCGUUUCCUCGAUUCCGAUACUUAACUACUCCCCGCUGGUAGAUUAUCUCAAGUACACACUCUAGUAUUAGGCACUACUUUACAUACUUAAUAAUUUUAAUACUAAAGUUUAGCGAACACCACACACCGAUCGCUUGGUAAAAGUGUGUUUGUGUGUGCGCGUUUGUGGUGUGAUCGCUGAGAUUGUUACCCGACAGCCACGGUUGGCACGUGGUUAGGUUACGCAUUUUGUUCGAGUCCCUGGCAGAGCUUUCCUUCUGAGGGCCCUGCGUGUAGGCGUAUGUUCGAGUAGCUGGAGAGCAAACUGAAGGUUUCCUUUCGUUUUUGGGAAUUGCUUUGGCGAAUGCAAACACCGAGAGCUAAUAUUGCAUUGCAGUGGACCUGCAAACCCGCGCAGCAACAGCAUCCUUGAAGCAGGCAUUCAAGUUCAAGUUUGGCUUACUCUAGUUCGUUUGGCUCGUGUAGUUAAAAAAAGGGGAAAGUUUUCUUUUUCUGUUCCAAACGAAAGCACACACACAUUCACAUCUCAAAGCGUGCCCUUGCGUUGUUUCGGUUGACCCAAAGGACGAGUAUUUAUUGAAGGACAAUUUCUGUUUGUCUCUUAAAGCAUUAGUUUAGCAUCUUAAGUAGCACUACUUCCUGUGUGUGUCUCUCGCUCUGUAUCUCUAUCUCUGGUGAGGCACCCAGCCUAGCCAACAAACAAUCCCUGUUCCUCCUGCCUUCACUUUCUCACUUCACCGUGUCCGCACGCGGAGAUCCGCUUGGCCGGAACCCAGUCGAUCUUCCAAUAAUUCGCAACGCCCAAGGCUAGAACAUCUGUUCUCUGCUGAGAUAGCAAAAACAACCAAAAUGGAUCCAUUUGCACCGGAAAUCCUGUGGAUCGUGAUCCUCGGAUUUGUCAUCGCGUUCGUCCUCGCAUUCGGCAUCGGAGCGAACGAUGUCGCGAACUCGUUCGGUACCAGCGUCGGGUCCGGUGUGCUCAGCAUACGCCAAGCCUGCUGGCUGGCAACGGUAUGCGAAGUGUCCGGCGCGGUGCUUAUAGGCUACAAGGUGUCCGAUACGAUGCGGAAAGGUAUCCUGGAAGUCGAAAUGUACAAAGGCAGCGAGGUGGAGCUGAUGCUCGGUUGCCUCUCGGCGCUCGGCAGCUCAGCCCUGUGGCUGCUGGUGGCCACAUUCCUAAAGAUGCCCAUCUCCGGUACGCACAGCAUCGUCGGCUCCACGAUCGGUUUCAGCCUGGUUGCGCGCGGUACACAAGGCCUCAAAUGGAACACGCUGUUCACGAUCAUCGGAUCGUGGUUUGUUUCGCCCGUACUCAGUGGCCUGGUCAGUGUGCUGCUCUUUUGGACCAUCCGCAAGUUUAUCCUGCACGCGAAGAACCCGCUCCGGGCCGGUCUCCUCUCAUUGCCCCUCUUCUACGGUGCGACCCUGGCUGUGAAUGUUUUUAGUAUCGUGCACGACGGACCGAAACUGCUGUGUAUGGAUGGCAUCCCGGUGUGGGUAGCGCUUACCGUCAGCCUAACGAUCGGAACUGUGGUAGCAGUGCUUGUCCAGAUGUUUAUAGUGCCCUGGCAAAGGCGCAAGAUUCUCAAUGGUGGCGCCGGCACACAGAGGACAGAGUUUACCCUGGGUGACUCUGACGGCGAUUCCUCAUCGAACGGCAGCCCACGUCGACCGAAGCGUCCUUUGUCUCUGGUUACGGGUGACGGAAAACCGCUGCCGGCGAUCACCGAAACCACGGAAUUGGUUUCGCUGUCCUCCCAGCAGAUGGGCGGAACCCAGAAUGGGCUGAUGAAGAAGCUAUCCAGCGAUCUGUCACCCACCGUUGGCGCUGGCGGACCGUACAGCUUCAAUCCGGAUUUUGUGAAGAAAGCCAACAGCCUACUCAGCGCCCAGGACAAAACUAGUCUAGACAACACGGAUCUUACGGUGACGAGCUUGAACUUUAUCGACGAGUAUCAAUCGUUCAACGGGAACGGUCGCUUCCACCUUGGCACGUACUUUGACCAGCGUAACAGCACGACCGUGUCACCGAAAUCGCCAGACUCGGGCCAGCUGAGCAACGGAGCGCUAAAAGAGCAAUCGCAGCCGGCCAUGAUUGCACUUCAGAACGGAAAAACGACGGCCAGCCCGAAGAGCGACGGCGCACUCCCGCUCACCGACUACACGCUAGUGCCCCAGAGUAUGCUAAUGGGCGGUACCGGGAACGACAUCAAAAAGGAUCUGUCCAAGAUUGAAGCUGCCGCUGGUCUCGAGCACCCGCUGAUCAGUGCGACGCUGUCGCCCAACUCAAGUAAAGUGCCACUGAUCGGGGGGAAGGAAGGUUCGGAAGAAGACAACCGGAUUCGCAAGGUGACCGAGGAAGAGCCGGAAGAUGUGUCGGCACUGUUUUCUUUCCUGCAAGUGCUUACGGCAACCUUCGGUAGCUUCGCUCACGGUGGAAACGAUGUGAGCAAUGCCAUUGGACCCCUGAUUGCUCUGUUCAUGAUCUACCGCGAGGGUUCGGUGCUGCAGAAGUCCGAAACGCCGUUGUUGAUUCUUUUGUACGGUGGGGUAGGUAUUUCCGUCGGUCUUUGGCUGUGGGGCCGCCGCGUGAUCGAAACGAUCGGCAAUGAUCUCACCAAAAUUACCCCCUCAACUGGUUUUACCAUAGAAAUUGGUGCCGCCCUGACCGUGCUCAUUGCGUCCAAGAUCGGUCUGCCCAUCUCGACAACCCAUUGCAAGGUCGGUUCGGUCGUGUUCGUGGGCCAGGCCAACGCUCGGCCAACGACAAAAACUACACCACAUCAUGCAGUCACCGCACAGCAAAAGGCCGUCGACUGGGGCUUGUUCCGUAACAUCGUGUACGCCUGGGUUGUUACCGUACCGGUGGCCGCGCUGCUCAGUGCUGGCUUUAUGUUGGCUCUUCGAGCGAUGGUAUUACCGUAAACCUUGGCACCGAUUCUUAACAACAUCCCACUUAAAGGACAACAAACUAGUGAUAGAAUACGACAGAACACCCUCGAAGACCACUGACCGCAAAAGAGAACAGCAGUCGUCAUGGACUCUCAAAUUGAACAAACCGACAGUGCAAAAUAACGGGGCGGAAAACAUACAAAAAGAAAAGUGGUAUAAUCCAUGCUUGAUUGCACAAAAGAAUUGGUGAGUGCGUGACAACGUUCAAUUCAGCCCUGGUUUUGAAAGGACCUUCCUUUCACCGUUGGACAUCGAUGCUGCUCCGUCUUAUCUCCAGAACUUUAUGUAACUUAAGAUCCGUUUGAUAAUGUUAGUUUUGCGACUCGUUUGACCGAUCUUUCCCCAUCUCAGAAUCAUUUAGCGACACAAAACUUUAGCCUUCAUGCGAGACCCAAUGGUUCGUUCAAUUAGUAUCGAACUGUUACAACUUCUAGUGUUUUCCUUUUCUGAUUUUGUUUCGAACACUCUCUUCCAUGGAGUGCUAGGUAUCGCUAGGUCUUCUCACCAUUAAACUGUUCCAUUUAGUUGUACUUUAAUCAUUUUUUCUCACUAGGCUUAUGAGUGCUACGGUCUAAAGACUGAAGAAAAAACGGUCAAUGAUUAGCUGCGUACGAAAUACAACGGUCACAUGAAGCCGUACGAUAAACCUGUUGCUGGCCAAGCAGGUAUUAAUCCGUUGGAAAGAGCUGGUGAGAGAGCAACAGUUAGGCAACAGAAGCGUUUAGUAUUGCGAUGAAUGAGUGGAUACAUCUAAGAAGCGCAUAUUUCGUUGGCACGGCCGAGAGGAUAGGGUUUGAUUAACUAUGUUGCAAAACCGAUCAAUCAUUCAUCUAACUGCAGCGUAGUAAGCACACGGACAAAAUGUUACGAAAAAUUUAAAAUAUCUAAAUAAUUUGCGGCCGAAAACACGUUACACAUAAAAUAGUCCAUUACAAAUACAAACAAUGCUAUGGCAGACGGAAGGAAGAAGCAACCGGCAAACAAACAUCUAAAGCAUUAGCCGUACCAUCUAACGUAGUCGUCGUUAGUGUUACUUAGUGAGGUACAGUCCAGUAGCAUAUAAUGCAGAAAAACAAACAUGCAACUGUAGCGAGUAGAGUGAGAUUUCCGUAGCCGAAAUGUGUCGAUAAGAAAUACAUGAAACCUACAUACAGCAUAAGCAUCAACUACACACGCUAACCAACCGCUUAAAGCGUAAUACAGCUAGAAAAGGAAGAAAACCAUGCAUCAAAAAGCAUUAAAACGAAAAAACGGAACACUUCUCAUUUAUAGUUAUCGUUAACCGUAAGCCCUGCUGCGGCAUAAUCAAAUGACAAACUUCUGCUCAGGCUACCGAAAAUGGUCUACUCCUGGUCUAUCUGCCGACUGUUUUACCAUUCGUUUUCAGGUUUCUCUUCCCCAGAACCAUGCACCAAACGCAACACUCUGUCAAUUGCCAACAAAUCGCCCAUCCUUGCAGGGUCCAAUCGGGACACUGGACGAGUGUCUGGUGUUAUUCGCCCACGAACACCGUGAUGCUUUGUUGUGGAAACUAGACUUUUAUAAACAUGUAGUCACCAGCGCCAUCGGAAUCCGGCCACACUAUCACAUCGCGAGCGACCGCGCCAAUGCUGCCAAAUUGUUGCUUUUCUUUACUCUUAUACACUGACAUACAUACCCAACACACACAUACACAUAUAUGAAAGUACAAUUGUCGGAGAGCCAAAUUGUGUGCUGAACAAUAACCUUUCCUCUUCCCGUCGAUGUUUGUCGGGGCUGUUGAGUUGGCAUGUAUUUUGGUGUCCUACCCUGGGUCUCGAGAACAUCUUGGCCCUAUCCGAUCCGAUAUCUUCCGUUCGCUAGUUCACCAUGCGAAUUCCAUAGAAUCCGUCCCGAUACGGAGGGAAGGAAGAAAUGAACAAAACAAUGGAAUCGAUGCUGCAUUUUCAAUCUCGCUUGAGCAAAAGCGGCAGAAACGAUAACAAGGUACAGAAUGACGAUCGCUACCCAGAAGAGCAGUGUGGGAACAGAAAAUGUUGGACGAAACAGAAACAUUUGAAACAAAUAUUAUCCCAUGUGAUUCUACCAAUCUCACCGUAUAUAGUUAACGCGGCGUCACAGCCCACUGACCGGCGUGACGCCGUGUAUCGAUGUGUAUUGUUACUGUGUGCAGUGGGGGAAGCGCAGGUGGCUGGCCACAGCGAGGUGGACUACUUGCCGCCACCAACCAUGCGACCGUUGUUAUGCAUAUUUAAUGUUAAAGUGAACAUCCGACGCAGUUCCGGUAGAGAGCUGCUAUGCAGUUUGUCCAACCGUUAGUUGAUGAAAAUCAUUGUCGUUUAGAAACCAAAAUAAAACAACAAAACGGAAAAGAAAAACAAUCGAACAGUAACAGUAAAGUCCACUAACCAAACGCAACAAGAAGUCAAACACGAAAUAAAAGUUCUGGAUGUUACACUACAGCGAUGAUCCUCUGUGGAACACGAGUUCCUUUGCCGAUUCUGCUGGUCGUGUCCGUUGUGUUCUGGCCGUAUUGUUCUGCUGUCGUUUUGGGAUCUUGAAAGAACGGUAAAAAUAAAACAACUAUAAGAAGAGCUUUGAUAGCGAGUGUUCAAACGGUAGAGUACUGGAGAGUGUGAUAUUCUUGGAUACACAUUUUUACUUUACUAUUCAAGAAUACUUUUGAUACAUAUUUUCUGCAUUUUUUUUGCUAAACUUCGCCAAAAUGAUGAAAGUUGAUCGAAAUUGAAAAAACUAAUUGAAAGUAAAGAAUUAACUUUUCCAGAAGACUUGCUUACUUGGCAAGAGCUGUCCCUAGUUCUUUACUAGCUACGUUAGGUGGAAUCUUUAUUCAUCUUGUUUUUCCAAAAUUAGCACAAGGCAUACUCGCGUAACGUAGCACUGCACAGCUUGAUCAGUGAUCGUAGACGAACGGUUAGAGACUCCAUGUAGCAAAACAUGUCAAAAUCGGUAAAGCCAAAUACUCCCCCAAAGUGUCCCAAUAUUCCCCGAUUCUUUUGUGGCAUUUUACAGAUGCGCUUUGCGAUAGUCUUCAAAACAAUUUGUUGUCGAGUGGCCACAAUUUUGUGACUUUCAGUUUCAAUAUUUAUCUUUUCAUUUCCACCCCCCCGCGACGAGAGUGCGGAAACAAAAAGCUUCUAAAAUACGAAGCCUCCCAAAGGAUGCGUAGGACUAGUCCGAAUGUGAAUGUGCUAAAUACGAUAAGAACGUUACUUUUGACGUGAAUUCAACGUGAAACCAAACCCAAAAGAAAAUAGUAGGAAAUCUAUCGUGUUGCUAAGUCUCAAACGAACCCCAUUUUGAAAGGCCACAUCAAUGAGGAAGAGGAAGGCCACUGGUGAGGUACGAAGCAGCAAAACGCGUUAAUCAUACGUCAUACCGAGCAUCUUUCAUACGUGACAUGAGUAGGACUGUGGGUUGGCUAGGAUAAUGGAAUUGAUACCGAAAAAAAAACAAUGGCGUACCAACUAAAAGCGGCACCGACAAAGACAAGUACAUUAAUGGGGCUGAUUGCGAACAAGGAACGAUGGCAGGAAAAUAUUCAAACGUUGUUGGAUUAUUCAAAUACUUACAAACAUACGGGGAAACUGAUCCAACGACGUUUGAGUAGAGUGAACGGAGACCAAUGUGCAAAACCAGCACGGCACGGCAUUGAGAUGAGUGCGAGAGUAUGAAAGCGAAAAUUCGUAGAAUAAAAACCUAACCGGAUGGGUUUUGACGGACGGAAAUGCGUGAUAUACGGAAGAAUAACAGGAGUUCAAAAAAAUGCGUGCGAACGGUACGGUGUGACGCAAAAGUAAAAGGGGGAAUCCGAUACAAGAAG